Messenger RNA from Dictyostelium purpureum, 1368 nucleotides. RefSeq lists its product as uncharacterized. NCBI's taxonomy places the organism in Eukaryota, Evosea, Eumycetozoa, Dictyosteliales, Dictyosteliaceae. Bases 1 to 1368 code for a protein of 455 amino acids. The transcript is spliced from 2 exons. The record is from RefSeq and is a predicted model, not a curated record.
AUGAAGUUAGUAUUAAUAAUAUUGGUAUUAUUAAUAGUAACAAACAAUUGCAUUGCAAUUUAUAAUGAUGAUUACUAUGGAGAUUGCAAUUAUAUAAAUCAAGAUCAAAACAGUGAACCAUUAACCAUUUACAUUUUAACAUUUAGCAAUAAAACAAAUAAUAUCUUUAUAUCAAGUAAUCAAAUCAAAGACAACUCAACCACAACUUUAUUAUAUAGACAAAAUAAAAAAAAUUUUAAUCAGUUUGAAUUUAUAACAAUAGCAAGUAAUGACUCUAUUUUAGUUCAAACUGUUGGUGGGGAGCCAUUUUUAAUUUCAGAUAUUAAAAAAGAAUCAUUUUCUUAUAGAUGGGAUAAACCCUUAUAUCACCCAUUUUUAACUUAUCAAUGUAAAAAUAAUUUUGCAAAUAUUACAGCAAUGACCUUAUCGUCUACCAGCACAAUUAAAAAUAAUAGUAGUAAUAGUACAAAUAAUAAUAAUAGUGUAUUUACAAUUUUAUCAGGAUCAAUAUUUGGGGUUGAUGAAGAGAAAAAUUUUGACCAUGAAACAAACAUUGCAAUAAACCCAAAUGAAAUUCCAUCAUUCAAAUCUUCUUUUGAUAGAGCCAACUCCAUCAUUUAUUCAUAUAUAAAAGAAAAAGAUAAAGAAAAUUAUUAUAUAGUUAUAACAGAUUUAAACUUUAAAAACAUUACUUAUAAUCAAAUAAAUACCGGGUUAGAUUUUACUACAAUCAGCCUAUCAGCAAAUAAUAACACAAUAGUUUUAUCUGGAUAUGAUCAAAAAUCAAACACAACAAAAUAUUAUAGCGUAAUAAUAAACAAUGGCACUGCAUCCCAAUUAAACUCUUCAACAACAGAUAUUAAUAAAAAUUCUAAAUCAAAUUUAAAUGCUUCAAUUAAAUUAUUACUAGAAAAACCUAUUAAAAUUACAAAUACUAUAAAAUCAUCAAAUUCAAACUAUUUAUUAUCUUAUUCAAGUAUUUCAAAUAAUUUAUUAGUUUUCAAUAUUGCAACAAUGAAAUUCAAUAUUUACAAUAUUACAAUUAAAGGUGUUCAUAAAGAUAUAUCAGAUAAGAAUGAUGACUACGAAUCCUUUUUAAUCCAAGAUAUGUUUGCAAGUGGUGGAAAGCCUCCAAUUACCAAUACAACUUUAUCAAUUGUAAAUAAUAGUCCAGCUAAAAUAUAUCAUAGAAAAUCUUUAAUAAUCUUUGUAGUUUGUAUUGGAUUUGCCGUGUUGCUAUUCGGAUUUUUAGGGUUUUAUGUAUAUAUUAGAAAGCGUAGAAAUAAUAGAUUUAAAAAAAUUUCAGAAAUAAAGGAAAACAAAUACCCAGAAGAUAAUAUUACAAUUUUAUUAAAAAACUAUAGAUAA